Molecule: messenger RNA, 1421 nt
Organism: Pseudophryne corroboree (corroboree frog)
Lineage: Eukaryota; Metazoa; Chordata; Amphibia; Anura; Myobatrachidae
Product: aquaporin-5-like
Exons: 4
Coding region: 1-825 (274 amino acids)
Biological process (GO): water transport; transmembrane transport
Cellular component (GO): apical plasma membrane; plasma membrane
Molecular function (GO): water channel activity
Source: RefSeq, a predicted model, not a curated record
AUGAGGAACGAAAUCUGCUCCUUAGCCUUUGUCCGGGCAGUGUUUGCAGAAUUUCUGGCCACUUUAAUAUUUGUCUUUUUGGGAUGUGGGUCAGCCCUUAACUGGCCAUCAGCUCUUCCAAGUGUCCUCCAGAUUGCUAUAGCUUUUGGCCUUGCCAUUGGUACACUAGUACAAAUUUUUGGACACGUGAGCGGAGCCAAUAUAAACCCUGCAGUCACUGUAGCAUUCUUGGUGGGAUCCCAAAUUUCGCUUUUACGUGCAGUGUUCUAUAUAGCAGCCCAGAUUGUUGGAGCAAUUGCAGGAGCUGGUAUUUUAUAUGGAGUCGCUCCUCCUGAAGUGCGUGGAAACUUGGCCAUCAAUUCGGUAAAUACUGGAAGUCCAGGCCUGGUUCUAGUGGUGGAAAUCAUCCUAACAUUCCAGCUAGUGCUCUGUGUCUUCGCAUCCACAGACAGCAGAAGGACUGACAAUGUAGGGUCGCCGGCAAUAUCUAUUGGACUUUCUGUGACUUUGGGACAUCUUUUGGGGAUUUAUUUUGAUGGAUGCUCCAUGAACCCUGCUCGAUCCCUUGGCCCUGCAGCCAUUACUGGAAUCGUUGCAUAUCAAUGGGUAUUUUGGAUCGGACCUCUUGCCGGUGGCAUUUUGGCUUCCAUAAUAUAUUACUAUGUCCUGUUUCCUCUCAACAUGAGCCUGUCUGACAGGAUUGCUAUGCUGUUGGGGAGAUAUGUACCAGAGGAGGAAUCAUGGGAAAACAAGCAGGAAAACAAAAGGCAGUCUGUUGAGUUGUACUCUGCUCACCCGCUGCCCAAAAAUACAGAGAAAUUCUAAGCCUAUUGGACUUUAUGCCAAAAACAUUAUUUAUGUCUUUCGUUCUGCUUAAUCUGGGGCUUUCAGCAACUGCAGUUUAAGUGCACAUAAUUCUGUAUUGUAGAUGCUCUUCAAAUGUAAUCCAUUGUAAAUAUUAUUUUCGUUUGUAGUGUUUUAAUGCAUUAUUUUCUGUAAUACCAUUAUCGUGUUCAUUAAUCUCCAAGGCUCAGGAGCUUGUAAACCAAACACAAUCCAUCUCAUCCCAAUUUAUGGGGUGCCUGGUACGCAGAGCCAAUGUCAUCUACUCACUCUGGUUAAAGAGAAAUCAAUCAUGGAAAUAAUUCUACUGUCAGUAGGAGACUUUGUUCUAGAGCCAUGGAUUGUCCACAGCUUACAUAGCAAACUCAGAAACUCAGGGUCACUAUAUAAAUAAUUCCACAUUGAAUGCAUGUGUAUAUAUUAUGAGAGUGUCUAUGCCUAGACAAUAUUAUGUCAAUAUAUUAUGUUAUCUUUAUUUACUGUGGAUGAUCAUUGUGUGCAAUAAUAGAAAUGUACAGAGGUUAUGAAAUAAUGAAAUACAGAGCCAUUGGUGAUACAAUAAUUACAACUGCAUACAC